AUGCUGUCCAAAGCUGCUAUUGUUGGUUUCGCUGUUUUUCUUUUCCUCUUCUUUCAGGCCUACGCAGAGGAGAUCUCUCUUGAGGGUACCUGGUCCUCCAAAUCCAACACUGUCUUUACCGGUCCAGGGUUUUUCGACCCUGUUGAUGAAUUGCUCAUUGAACCUGCUUUGCCUGGAAGAUCCUACAGUUUCACUUCUGAUGGUUACUGGGAAGAGGCUCUUUAUAUCGUCACUGCCAAUUCUCGAAACCACUCGUGUCCAACUGCUGUCCUACAAUUUCAACAUGGCCGAUAUGAAAUCUUGUCAAAUGGUUCGUUAUCUUUAAUGCCCUUUGAAAGUGAUGGUAGACAAUUACUAAGUGCUCCUUGCGACGAUGGUGGUGUCUCUAUUUACUCAAGAUAUAUCCAAUCUGAACUUUUUAAAGCUUAUACCUUAAGCAUCGAUGAUUACCAUGGUCAGUAUAAAUUGCAAUUGUAUCAGUUCGACGGUGCUCCAAUCCAACCCUUGUAUUUGGCCUACAAACCUCCAAUGAUGCUACCAACCCAAGUCCUUAAUCCUACAAAUUCACAGGAUACUGAUAUUGCAACUGAAACCGAAACCAGUUUAAGAAAAAGAGUCAGAAGGAGCUUGGAAAUUAAACAAAAGUUACCACAUCUCAGAAAAUCUAAUGAAGAUAGAUUCGAUUCUUUAUGGUACGUUGCACUUGGUAUCUUCAGUUUAGGUGGUUUUUGUUAUGCUUUUUUUUAA
Molecule: messenger RNA, 747 nt
Organism: Ascoidea rubescens DSM 1968
Lineage: Eukaryota; Fungi; Ascomycota; Saccharomycetes; Ascoideales; Ascoideaceae
Gene: ROT1
Product: Rot1p
Exons: 1
Coding region: 1-747 (248 amino acids)
Biological process (GO): 'de novo' protein folding; budding cell apical bud growth
Cellular component (GO): endoplasmic reticulum membrane; endoplasmic reticulum
Source: RefSeq, a predicted model, not a curated record